Suillus paluster is the source of this 1936-nucleotide messenger RNA. RefSeq lists its product as uncharacterized. NCBI's taxonomy places the organism in Eukaryota, Fungi, Basidiomycota, Agaricomycetes, Boletales, Suillaceae. The transcript has 4 exons. Bases 422 to 1699 code for a protein of 425 amino acids. The record is from RefSeq and is a predicted model, not a curated record.
CUGUUCGAGAUAAUGAAGCGUGAGCUUUCAUUAUCAGUUAAGGGACCUGCCCACAUACUAGAAGACCCCGAAACCUUGUUUGGCCUCUGACACCCUGCGCUAUAGUUGAACCCCUGCCUGCUGCUCACACCUUUCUCCAGCAGGGGCAUCCUGCUAUACCAGGCUGACUGCCUGGCACUCGGGGGAAAAUGACCGUCAGACCUGUUGGAAAAAACAUGAUCCAACCAGUGGAAAUUCCCGAUUCCCAUCAUGACGAACUUGAUUAAAUUGAAUUCGUAAGUACUUUAGUCCGACAACGCCCACUGCCGUGGCAUUUGCUUCUUCGUCCUUCUCCACCAAGUACUCUGUAUCUCGCUGUUGCGGGCAACUUACCCGGUGCUGCUUCAUUUGUGUACAGUUCGGGUUUAGUGUGACGCUAGCCAUGCUCUCCCGAGUAUUUGCAGUCCUUGCUGUCUUAUUGGCUACGUUCAUCUAUCGUAGUGGUCGUGUUACCAAACAUGGCAUUCUCACUCUUCCUGCACUGCCUCCAUCGUACUAUGUCAACGGCGAUGUUGAGACGCACUGUUCGCUUAUUCGAGAGCCAUCCCAUGCCCUUAAUUACUGCGAAGACAUGACUUUCUGGGACCACCUGGAUGCAAAUGGCACUAUAGCUACCCGUUUUAUUAUUGCGGGGUGCGAUCCCAACCGCAAGGCAUGGAAUACUGUCAUGGGUCCCCUGCGCAAUCCCGAACCCAGGGGCUACCUUUGGCUGAUCGAUACAAUGGACGAUAGUCUUCAGCGCAUUGAGUUGAAUGGAUACCCGGAAGGACACGACUUCCACCCGCUUGGGAUGGAGAUCACGCCCUCUCAAGACGGAGCCCCGUCCAUACUCUAUAUAGUCAAUCACGCACGGGAGAAGACGACGAUAGAACACUUUGUUAUUUCCCCAGAUAUUCCGACACAGGCACUCUGGCAACGCACACUUUCAUCACCUUGGUUUGUGUCUCCUAAUGCCUUGGCCAUCACGAACGAGACGUCAUUCUACGUCAGCAAUGACCAUCUCAUGACUCGUCGACUUCCUUUCCCUCUCGCACCCAUCCUGCCGUUAGUUGAGAGUAUUGCCGGACUGCCUUUAAGCUGGCUUGCACAUGUCACAGUUAAUUCUGAUGGCACAGUCACGCAUGAGCUAGCCGCCCUCGGCGUGCCUUUCGCCAAUGGCGUUGCUAUCUCCCCAGACGGCACGACCCUCGCGCUAUCUUCCACCACUGUUGGUCACAUCUACUUCUACGACCGCAACACGACAACAAAUGCACUCAAGUACCGGGAGACCGUCAACGUCCCCUUCUUCAGCGACAACAUUAUGUUCGACGAGCACGGCACACUUAUCGUCACAGGGCACCCACACUUCCCGUCUCUCACUGCGGUCGCUUCCAAUAAAACAGAUGCCCGAGCACCAAGCUGGUCUGUCUCGCUCACCCCCCUUUCAAAAAACACGCAUUUUGCGGAGAGUGCACAUGCGGUGGAUAGGAAAUUUGAUUUACGUGCACCGUUGUCGGCGUCAGAAGUUGUUCCCGCUAGUGAAGGUUGGGAGCUGGAAACACUGUUCCAGAGUGACGGGAGUGUAUUUGGAACGUCUUGCACAUCCCUCAGGGAUUUUAGAACCGGCGCACUGUACAUGGUGGGUCUAUAUGAGGAGGGGUUGAUGGUUUGUAGGCCUUAGUUGGUGGGCAGUUCUCUUCGUCGUUUGAAGAGGCCCAAGAAUGUGUCCAAAAAAAAAUACUAAAAAUGCAAUGAGGUAAAGAGGCAAGAGUACAAGAAAUCGAUGCAUGGUGAGGAAAGAAACGUCACUCGCGAACAACACUGAAUCCCGGGAACCAUCAUCGCACACCUUACUCAUACCCUCCCCAGGGGAAUAAUACUGGCACAGUUCUAAUGAAGAAACCUUGUCAGCACCAGU